AUGUCCGAGAUCACCCACCCCACCAUCAAGGAUGGCUGGUUCUCCGAGCAGUCGGACAUGUGGCCCGGUCAGGCCAUGAAUCUCAAGGUCAACCAGAUCCUGCACCACGAGAAGUCCAAGUACCAGGACGUCCUGGUCUUUGAGAGCACCGACUAUGGCACUGUUCUCGUGCUGGACAACGUUGUCCAGUGCACUGAGCGCGAUGAGUUCUCCUAUCAGGAGAUGAUCACUCAUCUGGCCAUGAACUCUCACCCCAACCCCAAAAAGGUCCUGGUCAUUGGUGGUGGAGACGGCGGUGUGCUCCGUGAGGUUGUCAAGCACGAAACCGUCGAGGAGGCCAUCCUCUGCGAUAUUGACGAGGCCGUCAUUCGUGUCUCUAAGAAGUAUCUCCCCGGUAUGAGCAUCGGCUUCCAGCACCCCAACGUCAAGGUCCACAUUGGCGAUGGUUUCGAGUUCCUCAAGAGCCGCCGGAACGAGUUCGACGUCAUCAUUACCGACAGCUCUGACCCCGAGGGUCCCGCCGAAAGCCUCUUCCAAAAGCCUUACUUCGAGCUCUUGCGCGAUGCUCUGAGCGAUGGGGGUGUUAUCACCACACAAGGUUGUUCCAACGUGAAGCUAACCAGUCUACGCCCCAAACCACCCGACUACAUCGGGAUCGGUUUGGGUUCGUGUUUUGCAUCGUCAGCCGAAAAUGUAUGGCUGCAUCUGUCUCUGAUCACUGACCUCCGCAAGGCCUGCAAGGAGGUCUUCCCUGUCGCCGAAUACGCUUACACCACUAUCCCCACCUACCCGUCUGGCCAGAUCGGCUUCAUGGUCUGCUGUAAGGACGCCAACCGCAACGUGCGUGAGCCGGUCCGCACCUGGACCCGCGAGGAGGAGGAGCGUCAUUGUCGCUACUACAACCAGGAUAUCCACCGGGCUAGCUUCGUGCUCCCCAACUUUGCCCGCAAGGCUUUGAACUAG
This is a messenger RNA of Aspergillus tanneri, 963 nucleotides long. RefSeq names its product spermidine synthase (gene SPE3). Gene Ontology annotation, molecular function: spermidine synthase activity. The coding region runs from base 1 to 963 and encodes 320 amino acids. Gene Ontology annotation, cellular component: cytosol. The record is from RefSeq and is a predicted model, not a curated record. Lineage: Eukaryota; Fungi; Ascomycota; Eurotiomycetes; Eurotiales; Aspergillaceae. The transcript is spliced from 5 exons. Gene Ontology annotation, biological process: spermidine biosynthetic process.